Molecule: messenger RNA, 866 nt
Organism: Camellia sinensis
Lineage: Eukaryota; Viridiplantae; Streptophyta; Magnoliopsida; Ericales; Theaceae
Product: DNA topoisomerase 1 alpha
Biological process (GO): DNA replication; DNA topological change; chromosome segregation
Cellular component (GO): nucleolus; chromosome
Molecular function (GO): DNA binding; DNA topoisomerase type I (single strand cut, ATP-independent) activity
Source: RefSeq, a predicted model, not a curated record
AACAAUGUAUGUAGUGAUGUUAGAUACUGAUUAUAUGAACAAACCUACAUUCAAAGAGAAUUUUAUGAAUGACUGGAGAAAAAUACUUGGGAAAAACCAUGUAAUUCAGAAGUUGGAAGAUUACGAUUUCACCCCAAUAUAUGAAUGGCAUCAAAGGGAAAAGGAGAAGAAGAAGAAGCAAAUGAGUUCAGAAUAUAUGAUGGUAAGGGGACCCUUGAGGAAGGGGAAACAGCCGAAGCUCGAUUCAUCAAGAUUCAAGCAGCUUAUGAACUGCUCAUGGAUGUGGAGAAGCGAAGGCAAUAUGAUAUUGAUAAUCGAGUCAACCCCAUGAAGGCAUCUCAAGCAUGGAUGGAGUGGCUUAUGAAAAAGCGCAAAGCUUUUGACCAGCGGGGUGAUAUGGUUGUUGCAGCUUGGGCUGCGCAGCAGCAGCGUGAGAUGAAUCUCCGUGUGCGCCAUCUUUCUCGUUCAAAGGUUACAAACAGUCGACGAGAUGUUCUCCAAUGUAGUCAUUACAUGCCUAUUGUUCGUCCAGAAGGAAAGGCUUUGCCUUGUGUAUUAAUACAGUGGAUGCAGGGCAGAUGCCAGUGAAGCGGCUAUAAUAUUGUUGCCUUCAAACAUUACUGUUUUCACCCUUGAUUUCUCAGGGUCUGGACUAUCUGGAGGAGAGCAUGUCACAUUAGGGUGGAAUGAAGUAAAUGGCUGAGCAAACUUAGAAUAGUUAGAAUGAAGUAAAUGGCUGAGCAUGUCACAAGUUAUGUUUCAAAUUGUUAUGCUAGAUGGAUGUGACUUGUGAAUGAAAACUUAGAAUAGUUGUAUUGUGUCGAAUGUUAAUGAAUUAUGUAUUGUGUCGAAUGUUAAUGAUUCAG